Aplosporella prunicola CBS 121167 is the source of this 3973-nucleotide messenger RNA. RefSeq lists its product as uncharacterized. Bases 47 to 3727 code for a protein of 1226 amino acids. The transcript has 5 exons. The record is from RefSeq and is a predicted model, not a curated record. Gene Ontology annotation, molecular function: lipid binding. Lineage: Eukaryota; Fungi; Ascomycota; Dothideomycetes; Botryosphaeriales; Aplosporellaceae.
UUGCCAUUGAGCCCGUUGCCGCAUACCACUGGCGCCUCACCUCGCCAUGGCCGAGCAGCAGCAGCAACACCAACCCGGGGGUCACUACUCGGGCAACAACCCCAUUCCCACCGUCAAGAAGUUUAUCGAGAAUCUCGACCGCGACAAGGCCGACCGCGACAAACAACUCGAAGAGCAAACGAAGCUCAGGCAGCAAGGCACUGCUAAUGGCGAUGCCGUUCCCCACAAGCCCGAGAAGGCGGGCAAGGAAGGCACUCGCAAGACCGUCACGGACCCUACCACCGGCAACGACGUCGUCAUUGAGGAUGUGAACAAAGACACGAUCGAGAGGUCCAAGGACCCUCAGCUUUCAGUCCCAAAUGCCAACCUCGGCAAAGAUACCCCCAUCAAGACGGACGCUUCCCAAUCCAACAACGAGUACAAGUACAACCAAGAUGUCACUGCUCCUCCAGACCCAGUCGCUGAGAACAGCACCUCCGAUGUCCCCAUCCACGGUGAAAAGACCAACAUUCUCUUCCACCCUACCCCCUCGGUUAGCUACGAGCCAUACUUUGCGGCCAUGGAGAAGAGGACGGGCGGUCUCUGCAUUGGCAUAUUCGCUGCGAUUGUCGUCAUUGGCAAGAUGUUUGGUGGCUCUCUGAAGGGCUUGAUUCCGUUGGCCCUUUGUGUGGUCUCUGGCGUCUGGCUGUGGAUGAAAGAGGUCGUCCGCAGCGGACGCGAGGUUGAAUGGGAGAGCGAAAAGACUCGCGGAUUGACGGCUACUGCGAACCUCAUUCCUGAAUCUGUGGAGUGGAUGAACACCUUCCUUGGUAUCGUCUGGGGUUUGGUAAACCCAGACAUGUUCCAGGGCGUCGCCGACACCCUGGAAGAUGUCAUGCAAGCAUCUGUUCCUGGUAUUAUUGAAAAUGUUCGUGUCGCCGAAAUCAAUCAGGGCAGCAAUCCGAUCCGGAUUUUGAGCCUGCGCGCGCUGCCGGAUGACCACAUGACGGAGAUGAAAGAAGCAAUUCACGAGGAAAAUAAGAAGACAAAAGACCCUCAAGAGGCUGCUGCCGACGAAGAAGGCGGUGACUACUACAACAUAGAGGUUUCGUUCGCCUACCAUGCGAAGCCCACCGGCAAGCGCGCCUCGGACAAGGCCCGCAACAUGCACAUGCAGCUCGUCUUUUACCUGGGUAUUAAGGGGCUUUUUGGUGUCCCUCUGCCGAUAUUUGUCGAAUUGCAGGGCCUGGUAGGCACUAUCCGUUUGCGGUUGAACCUAACGCCAGAGCCGCCUUUCCUCAAGACACUCACUUUCACGUUGAUGGGCUUGCCUCAGGUUGAGGCUGGCUGUAUCCCCAUGGUGGAGAAGGGAAUAAACAUCCUGAACUUGCCCUUGAUCUCUAACUUUGUCAACUAUGCUAUCGGCGCUGCAGCUAGCAUGUAUGUUGCGCCCAAAUCAAUGUCCCUCGACAUGAGGGCGAUUCUACAAGGCGACGAUAUCACCAAGGAUGUCCAGGCAUUGGGUGUUAUGUGGAUCCGCAUCCACCGCGCGGUUGGUCUCAGCAAGCAGGACAAGCGUGGCAGCAAGCAUGGCGGCAGCGAUCCGUACAUUACUCUGUCUUUCUCUAAGUACGGCAAGCCGAUGUACUGCACGCGUGUCAUUACAGAUGACUUGAACCCCAUUUGGGAGGAGACGACUGCGCUUCUUGUCACCCCUGAAUUGAUCAAGGCCGAUGAAAACCUUAGCGUCGAGUUGUGGGACUCUGAUCGCCACAGCGCUGACGACAUCGUUGGCAAGGUCGAGCUUUCAAUGCAGAAGAUGAUCCAGCACCCCGGAAAGAUGUACCCGCAGGUUAGUAAGCUUGCUGGCAUGGACGCAGACAGCUCCAUGCCCGGUGAGCUUCACUGGGAGGUCGGAUACUUUGGCAAGCCGAAGUUCAGGCCUGAACUCAGGACCGAUGGCAAGAAUAGAGCAUUGCCUGAUGAGCUCAAGGAUCACCCUGAACUUCAGGAUGAAAAGGGCGUCACCAACACUGAGGAGGACGAUGCCGUUCAGCAUACACCCCCUGACCCUCUUUGGCCCAGCGGAAUCUGCAGCAUUGUCGUCCACCAGAUCGUUAAUCUUGAGCUUGAAAACAUCAAGGGUACCCAGGGUAGCCGCAAUGGCAAGGAAUACGAACCAGCGAAGCCCUAUGGCGAAAACACCGAAGAGGAAGGCGAUAAGUUGCCUACGAGCUACUGCACCAUUCUCUACAACGACGAACUCGUCUACCGGACUCGUGCCAAGGCUGUCAGCAGUCAACCUAUCUUCAACGCGGGAACUGAGCGGUUCAUGCGUGACUGGAGGUCUGGUAUCGUCACCGUCACCGUCCGUGAUCAGCGCAACAGGGAGCAUGACCCCAUUUUGGGUGUUGUUCCUCUGAAGCUCUCGGAUGUUUUUGAGACGAGCUCACAGGUUACUCGCUGGUAUCCUCUCGAUGGUGGCAUUGGUUUCGGCCGCAUCCGUAUUUCUUUGCUCUUCCGUAGCAUCGAGACUCGCUUGCCACCCAACCUCCUUGGUUGGGAUGUCGGUACCUUUGAGUUCAUUUCUGAGCGCAUCCUGGCUACCGGCUACAACCACCACGCUAAGCUACGCAUGCGUACAGGUGGCUCUGUCGGCAAGAUUCCACGCACGCAAGCGCGCAAACUGGAUGAGGGCGAUGGCUACUUCUGGGACCUGGCGAAGCAAGAUGGUAAGAAUGAUGUGCGUCUGCCCGUCAAGUACCGUUACCGUGCGCCUAUCGUCUUCGAGUUCCACGUCUCUGGUAAGCGCAAGCCCGAUGCUUACAGUGUCAUCUGGCUGCAUCACCUCAUCGACAACGAAGAUACACCCAUCAACAUUCCCAUCUGGACUUGUUCGAACCCUGCACGUCUCACCCAAAACUACGUUACAGAGAUGAACUGCCAUAAUGAGACAGCCCUCGAGGAUCUGAAGGAGGUGGGCCGUCUUCAAUUCCGUGGCCGUUUCAAGGCCGGCACCGACGAAAGCCACGAAUCCUUCAUCAUGGACAAUGACUCCCGCGAGACUUUUGAGACGUGGGAGGCGUGCAUGGCGGAGGGUGUACGCCAACGUCGCGUCGACAAGGAGCUGCCGGAGCGCGUGAAGACACUUCACGAGGAGUCAUUGACGGCGGGCCGUGACACGCUGAAGUCGGCCUCGGAAGAUGAAAAGAAGAAGUGGCUGUCCAAAGACGGAGCAGACUGGAGCGGCGCAUUCGGCCACGAUCCCAAGGCGUACAUGGACUCGAACGGGCGCAAGCGGCGUGAGCCCGGUGUCGAGCCGCCGCUGCACGACCCGCACCACCCAUCGAGCGACGAGGACCACGAGAGCGACAUCCAGUCGGACUCCUCUUCGAGCGACGAUUUGGGAAUCCAGGAUGCGGAGAACAUGGACGGCGACGCAGACAAGAUGGGCAGCAGCAGCGUCGCGAGCCGGUCGCGCAAGUCAACGCGCGCAUCAGCUGACACCAGUGACAGCCGGCGCAGCACGCAGACAUCGGGAACGACGACAUCGUCAAACAGUGACCCGAAUAAGCAGAACCGCCGUACGGAGAAGCGCAAGCAUCGCGGUAUGAUGCAGUGGAGGCCAGCGAGGAAUGCAGCUUUCGCAGCGGACGAGGGUAGGAUUGGCUUGAGGAAGUUGAAGAACAGACUUACAGGCCGGAUGGAAGGACGCCAGCCGGGCGUGGAGACUGAGACAGGGACUUAGAUGGUGGAUGAUUGCAAUGAGGGGAAAUUGCUUGUUGGGUUGAAUGGCUUGGGGAUACUUCACUUCUCUUUGGCUUGGUUCUUUUGACAUCAUUUCUUUUAUUCCUUCUACUUUCACCUUCUUCUUCUUCUUUUCCUCUUCCGCUUCCUUCCUUUUACACCAUUUUUCAUCCUAUCCAUUUUUGUACAAUAGAACGACAACGGCAAUGACUACGACACGCACGACUGCUAUGCUAGUAAGUUAUGG